Molecule: messenger RNA, 2517 nt
Organism: Spirodela intermedia
Lineage: Eukaryota; Viridiplantae; Streptophyta; Magnoliopsida; Alismatales; Araceae
Source: the annotation of a GenBank genome assembly
AUGGAGUCGUCUCCCUUCGUAUGGCUCAUCGCCUUCUUCGUUUUGCUCGGUCUGCUCGGCCUCCUCGUCUUCCAGGUAUCCCCUAUACUCCACUCCCCUGCGUAUUCUUCACGUUCCGCGCUCCUCAGCUUCGGCCUCCUCUGGCUAAACCCCAUUGCCUGGUCGUUGUUCUUCUAAAUUGUUUCUGUCUAGCGAUUUGUGCACCGAAUUCAAGUUGCGGAGUGGGCUGAGUUCGCAGUUUUCACUUUCAUUUCCUAAUCGAUUUCAGUGUUCUACAGUCACAAACUCGCAUGAUAUCCCCUCCUGACGAUUAGAACAAAAACCAUGGGAGAAUGAGAGAUUUAACAGCACCCCAAGUUCAUCACUGAAGCCGACCGUAAAUAGGAAGCCCCUUUGUAGAAUUUCCAUGGAGAACCCUCGCUGCAAGUUUGCUUUUUCUAUUUAUUUAUUAUUUAUUUAUUUAUUGGCCCAAGAUCCCCUGCCCUCUUGGCUUGGAUAUUGGUUGCCCCGGAAAAAAAAAAAAAAAAGAUUUUUUUUUUAAUUCUCAAUAAGGAGGGCUAGUAACCAAGACAGUGAUGAGAUGCAGGCAUUUUUUGCACUGCCCCUCCGGUUUAGUGAGUCGCUGAGAAUGAACCGAGUAGAAAAGUUUCUUAAACGCUGUAAUGGCGCUUUCCUGGAAUUCAUAUCCAAAAUGAAUGGGAUGGCAAGAUCGCUCAGGCCCACAUCCUCUUAAGUGCAUGCACACUUAGCAGAUGAAUGGGGAAGAGCCAGCCUUUUCUCAGAGAGCAGGAUGCCAGAGAUGAUUGAUUUCGCCGAAGUAGCAGUGCAUCAGCCAUGAAGGCAUUGCAUGUUCAUGUGCUCUCAAUGUGCACAGUUCGCAUUAUUUGCCUAGAAUAACUCAAUCUUACUGCAAUAAGACCAAAGUGUGAGGUACCAGCCAUUUAUUUCCCGAACUAGUCAUCUGGUGUUCAGAUCCGAUGCCCCUUCCAAGCUUGUCCCAAUCAAGUUUUGAGAUCCUCUUUUCGUUGUUCUUGGUCCAUCUUUCUUCUCUGUAUCUUUCUUUCCCUUUUCGGUAUGUCUGCGGUUUUUUCUGGGCUUUCAUUAUUUACUCUAUUGCCUGGUUAUGCUGAUAUGAUUGGGACCCUUUUUGGCAGCUCAUGUGCCUCGCAGAUCUAGAGUUUGACUACGUCAAUCCUUAUGAUUCAGCUUCACGGAUCAAUACUGUUGUCGUCCCUGAGUUCGUCCUUCAAGGAAUCCUAAGCCUUCUUUUCCUCCUGACUGGGCAUUGGGCUAUGUGUCUGCUCACUCUGCCGUUUCUCUACUACAAUGGGAGGCUGUAAGUACCCUCUUUUCCUGCUAAAUGAAAACAAUUUUCUUUUACGCCAUUUUUACCAUUCAUCCUCAGAUCAUGGGCUAAAUAUGGCAAUGUUCUUGGUUUUGGAGAAUGGAUUAUUUUAUCUUUAUAUAUUUUUAAAAAAAUAAUUUGAUUUAAUAAAUUAAUUCAACCAAAAAAAUUGAUUCAGACUCCAAAAGAAAAAAACAAGAACCUCUGUUGGUUUUAGUGAUCCAAUUGCACCCAAGCAGUUGGUGAGGAGAAUUAUCCCCACCCAAGAUCUCUCACCCCUCUCCUUAUGAAGGCGUACCCUCUUUUUCCUGCUAAAUAAAUAAAAAAAUUACGCCAUUUUCAUUAUUCAGCCUCAGAUAAUGGGCUAAAUAUGGCAAUGUUCUUGGUUUUGGAGAACGGGUUCUUUUAUCUUUAUGUCUUUUUUAAGUUGAUUUGAUUUAAUAAAUUAAUUCAACCAAAAAAAAUGUUAAUCCAAACCAAAAAAAAAAAAAGAACAUUUCUGUUGGUUUUAGUGAUCCAACUGCACCCAAGCAGUUUGUGAGGAGAAUUAUCUCCACCCAAGAUCGCUCACCCCUCUCCUCGUGAAGGCUGUAAGUGUUCACUUUUUCCUGCUAAAUAAAAACAUUUUUCUUUUAAACCAUUUCAUUAUUCAGCCUCAGAUCAUGGGCUAAAUAUGGCAAUGUUCUUGGUUUUGGAGAAUGGGUUCUUUUAUCUUUAUUUCUUUUUUUUUAAUUGCUUUGAUUUAAUAAAUUAGUUCUACCAAAAAAGAAACUGAUUCAGACCACAAAAAAGGAAAGAAAAAAAUUUGUUGGUUUUAGAGAUCCAAGGGCUGCCUUGAAGAUCAUUGAAGGCCAUCACCACCCCUUUCCAAGGUCAUUUUUAGAAAAUAAUACUGUUGAUGCACCCGCCAUCCUCAGGUACCAGCAAAGGCGGCAUCUGGUGGAUGUAACAGAGAUAUUCAGACUACUCAACCAAGAAAAGAAGCGGCGCCUGAUCAAGCUCAUCGGUUUAGUCAUCCUGCUCUUCCUAACCCUGUUCUGGUACCCCUCCCCCCCUCCCAGUUGACUUUAACACCUCCCCAGUUGACUUUAUUGGGGAAAAAGCUGGAGUUUUGAUCGGUAUCUUCGGUCUGAUGUUUCAGGAUGAUCUGGAGCAUGUUGGAGGAUGACUAG